Naegleria gruberi is the source of this 1578-nucleotide messenger RNA. RefSeq lists its product as uncharacterized. The transcript has a single exon. The record is from RefSeq and is a predicted model, not a curated record. Lineage: Eukaryota; Heterolobosea; Eutetramitea; Acrasida; Naegleriidae. The coding region runs from base 1 to 1578 and encodes 525 amino acids.
AUGUGGGGAAAGCUUCACCAAUUUGCCAAUGAGUUGAUGGCACCUAUUGAUGAUGAAGAGGAGGAAGAUCAAGAAUACUAUGAUCAUAACAAUCAAAAGCAUCAACAACAACAUCAUCCUCAACAAUCUAACAAGGAAGAUGCCUUCUUCUCUCAAACCUUCCUCACUCAACCACAAACAUCACUCCAUCAUCAACAACACUCACACCAUCAACCACAACAGCAACCACAACUCGUAAAUCAUCAAAGUAAUCACAAGAGAACUUCAUCUUCAGCCAGUUUUGGUGGUCAAACCACAACCUCCCGAGAUUCACCAGUCUUUAUGCAACACUCUGCUUCCUAUCAGCAUUUACCAAGUGCUGCUGGAACAAGUUAUUCAAGUGCUACUACACUCUCUUCCUCUCCUCCAAAUUUUAGUUAUCAACAACAACAAUCAAACUUUAAAUCCUCCCUUUUGGAAACUGCAACAACCUUCUUUAAAUCAAGUGCAUCACCUUCAAGUCAACAGGCAACUACUUCCACCACUAGAACUCAUUCUCCAUACAGUGACCAUUCUGUUUCGAUUAAAUCACCAAUGGACAAUGUAUCGGAUGGUGGUAUUUCAGGUACAACAUUUCCAAUUCCAUCCUCUAUUAUAACAGGUCAACAAAUGCAACAAAACAAUGUAAAACAAUCGAGCAUUUCCACUCCAGUGAACCAACAACAGACAGUUCCUCCUCCACAAAUUCCUGGUUUUCUUUUGAGUGGCUAUAAAUCAUCACAGACAGAGGUAACCAAAUCUGAUAAUCCAAAUUAUAUUCAUGUAAAAUUAUGUGUCGGAGAGGAAAUUACUUACAAUGAUCAACAUGUGGAAUAUUUACAAAGUCAAAUUACUUAUUUACAACACGAGAUUGCUAAUCAAGCUGAUAGAUAUGAAAAGGAAAAGAGUGAUUUGAAACACUUGUUGGAAAAUACUCAACAUGCCUGUAGGGAACAACAUUUAAAAUUGAACGAAUAUAUUGAACAAAAUAGAAGACUCGAGUAUGAUUUACAACAAACUAAUAUGAAUGCCAGUGCUCACAUUUCAAAAUUAGAAUCAUCAAUUAAUGAGUUGACAAAUCACAAGAAACAAUUAAUUCAAACAAUUAAUGAUCAGGAUGUUAAGAUGCAACAAAUAUUAACAGAACUCCAAAAGGAACAAGCUAAUUCCAGACAAUAUCACUCUGAAUUGGAAAGAGAAAGAUCAACAGCAAGAAAUGUUGAAAGUCAAAACUCAGAAGCUAUGAGAUUGUUACAGGAACGUGAAAAAGAAUUGGCUGAUUUGGAGCUAGCUCUUGAGCAAUUACAAAUGCUCUCUGGAAAGGAAGGUUCCAAAUUGAAACAAGUAAUCAAACAAAAGGAUGAGGAAAUUUCAGAAUUGAAAGAAAACUCUAUCAAGUUGUCUCAACAAGUUUCUGAAUUGGAUAUGCUGAGAGUCCAAGUUGAACAAUAUAAGGAGAAGAUUAAUGACUUGGAAAGUUCCUCUGCCUUAACCAACGAUUCAAGCAAUAGUCCAUGUAAGUUUUACUAUUACUUAGGAAACCUUAUCGAGAAUAUUUAG